GAUCACGUGACAGCGCGUUAAAAUGGCGGAUAAAGGAGACGGUUGUUUUUAGAAUAGAGCGAGGAAAUACAGUUAACAGUCGUUUUGUGAACUUAUCUUAAUUUAUAAAAAUAACAGGAUUAUCAAAAAAUAAACAAUUACUAAGAAAUGGGGAUUGCGAUUUUGACCUCAAGACCAAAUAGUCAUCCUUUUCAGGAAAGACAAAUUACAUUAAAUGAACCAACAAAAAUUGGCAGAGCUGUUGCACGAGCUCGUCCCUCAGAGAACAAUGCCAUAUAUGACUGUAAAGUCUUGUCAAGGAAUCAUGCUCUGCUUUGGUAUGAAAACAAUAAAUUCUACUUGCAAGACACGAAGAGCAGCAAUGGAACUUUUGUCAACAGUCAUAGACUCAGUAAAGGCUCUGAGGAAAGCUUGCCUUACGAAAUACACUCUGGAGAUAUAUUACAGUUUGGAGUGGAUGUUAUGGAGAACUCAAAACGUGUGACUCAUAGCUGUAUUAUAGCCUCAGUUCAGUUAUUUCAUCCGGAUGGAACCGAAGCAAAGCCUAUUGACGACAAUAAAAGUAUUGCAGCAACUAGUAAUAUUCAAGUUCAGGAACUUUAUCAGUUACAUCAGUUCCUACAAGAGGCUCUUCAAAGGGAGGCUUUGCUUGAAAGUAAAUUGGCUGCCCUCCAAAGGCUUGUCAGUCGAAUAUCUGAGUCAGCUGACAAUGGCUGGAGUUCUCUCAUAACAGAGGAUAGGCUGUUGUCACGUGUAGCUUUACUGGAAAAACGCAUCGCCUCCUUGGACGAUAGCGAGAGUGCAAAUGGAGAUGAUGAAAAUUCAACACUAAGAGCUAAAAUUGAUGAACUACAUCGACAACAGCAAGAGUAUGAAAGUACGACAAAGGAAUCGUUAAAAACAAUAAUGGAGGAAAAAUUGGAAGCAGUUCGUAAAUUGGUUGAUCUCGAGAAAUCUCUAGCUGUAGCUGAACAGGAAUGUUCACAACUCAGGGAGGCUUGCGAAAAUUCACAGAGAGAGUUAAGUGAAUUAGCCGAAAAGCAUGAUGAACAAAUGAAAGAAGUUCAGAGUUUACAAGAAGAAUUACGAGAAGCCGAAAAAAGGCACGCCGAUCUGGUAGAGCAAACAGAACGGGAAAGAACCGAAUAUGAAGAAAGAAUUGAGGAGAUGAUCAGACGUGAAGAUGCCAUUACAGCUAAAAUGGAAGAACUGCAAGCCGAUAAAGAUUUUACAUCCCAACAGCUGACUGCUGUAAGAGCAAAAUUAGAUUAUAAAGGUAAAGCUGAAUUGCAAAAUGAUUCCUCUCCCCCCGAUCUUAUUAAGAAUACGACAUCUGAGGACGAUAUGGAACUCGAUGUGGAUAAUAUGCCAGAUGAAUGCCCAGUUCGUAGAUCUCCCACUAAAUCAACAGUAGAAGUUCAGGUGGCGCUUAUUGGUAGUGAUAUUGUCACUGAACAGGAUGGAGUUUUAGAAUCUGAAGUAGAGUUACAGGAAGCUUUGGAUGCCAUAUCAACUUGUUCUUCUGACAUAACCAUUUUAGAUGAUUGCCAAGUUUUAGAGCUUCAAGCGAAUUUGGAAAAGACGAAAGAAGAAAUUGAAUUUUAUAAACAACGUCUUGAAGACACGGAAGAAAAGUUAAGAGCUAGUCGGGAUGAUGUAGAAAAACUGACUCUAAAACUUGAAAGAGCUGAAGUUGAAGCGAUCGAAUCUGCCGCACAGAUAAACACUCUGACAGAAAACUUGCGUCUUGCUGACACGAGAAUGAAUGAAAUGGUUGAAAAUGCUUGUGAAGAACUGAAACAUAAGCUGGAAGAAUCCCAAAUGCAAGAUCAAGAUAGGCAGAGUUUAAGUGAGACUCUGCAGAGUCGUGUAAGGGAAUUAGAAGAAGAUUUAGAUCAAAUUCGAAAUUCCCUUCCAGACUUGGCCAAUAGUAAUACCCCCAUAUCAUCAAUAGCAACUCAUUUGCAAACGUCACUAUCCAGUAUUAAUGAUCUUCAACAAGAAGUUUCAUCUUUAAAAGAGCAGCUUCAACAUACGGAGGAAGCUAGAAUGAAAUAUGAGGAUCAUAUCAACGUUUUAAAAGAUGAAUUAGAAAGAGUUAAAACUGAAGAAAAUGCGUUAAAGAAUAAGACUGACGGACUAGAGAGUAGGUUAAACUGCAGUCAGAAUGAACUCAAAGUUAAGUCAGAAAAAAUAUGCAUACUAGAAGAUGAAUUACGUAAAGCUGAAAAUUUAACUAACGAAGUUAAACCUCAAAUUAUAUCUCUUCAAGAGAGGCUAUUAGCGGAAGAGGCAGAUGCUAAACGAAAUAUGCUUGAAAAUCAGAAACUUCGAAGUGAGUCACAAGUGUACCGUAUUUGCCUUAAUGCUGAACUUGUUUGGCACGCAUGACCAUUUUUUUAUUUGUUGUUUAUCAUUUGGUCUUUUUUAACUUUACACAUCAGAAAAAUAUUUCUUGUCCAAGACUUUUUAGUAUAGAUUAAAAAAAACUUUGUAUUAGAACUUUUUCCAGCCAUCUGUGCGUGCUGAAAAAAAAACUUGAUGAUUUUUUUUUUCAUUAAAAGCCUUUAUUUUUUUUGUGCAUGUUGAAAAUUGAGGAGUGAAUGCAUGGACUACUGAUUUUCCUUUUGAAAAAAUUAAAAAAUUCAUCAGCCUUUUUCUUAAAUUCUAUUAAUUAUCGUUUGUAAGAUGAAUUGAUUUUGUUGUUUGAACUCUACUUAACCAUUAAGUUGACAGAGUAUUUGUAUAACUGCUCAAUGGGUAUAAGAGAGGAGGGACUCCAGUAGGAAAAGUAAAUAAGUAGGCCUUUAAAGUUAAAGUCCAUGCGUUCUUUCAUUCAUAUUUUUAAAGUUAUCUUGAAAUGUGAACAGGUGAAGUGCUGUAUGCUUGGUUUUUAUUUAUUUCAUAACCCGCUUGAUUAACGAUUAUCCUCCCCUCCUCAUUUAACCAAUAUUAUACAUUACUUCACCUGUGACGAGUAAUUAUCUCGUUUAUAUUUACAGAAAAAAAAAUACAUUAUUGCUGUUGUUUUUUUUACUCUCGAAAAGUUUCGUUUUCGUUAGUUUUGCACUUAGUCGCAGGUGAUGUAAAAAAAAAAAACAAAGUAACAAAAUCAAAAAAAAACAAAAAAAAAUUCGACGUUGUGAGAACAUUUUGCUUAGCCUGUUCACAUAAUAAUUGGACGCAUGAACAAAAUCAACUUUAAACGUUUUUGUUCUAUAUUAAGUUUCUGACUUUUGUCUAGAGUAAGUUUUUCCAAAUUUUUUCCGCUUAAUUUUUUUUCCUCCUUAAUUAAGUUUCCUCUAAUGGUUGAUAAAUUAACAACAAUUUUACCACUUCAUAAUUUUUAUAGGCGAACUUCAAAAAACUGAGGAACAAUUAAAAAAGUACCAAGAAUUGAAUUCAGAUGUCAAGGAUAAUUUUGAACUGAAAAAGAGGCUAAGAAAAGCUGAAGAUGAAAUAGCUAGAUUGAAAUCAGUUGAAAUAUCGGUAAAAAAUACUAAUAUUUUACAGUUUUAUUGAAAUUUUUAAUUUAAAUGAUUUACAAUUUUUAUUAUUUUAUUAUCUUAAUAAGAAAAUUAAUGUGCAAUUCUAUUUGGUUAGUUCACGUGCUUAUUAUUAAGUAUAAAUGAACCUUUUUUAGUAUGAAGAGACCAAAGAAGAGCUAAGAGAAAUUGACGUUGGUUUUAAAGAAUUAUCCUACAGAAGUAAAGUGGUGAGUUUAUAUAUUGAAUGAGUGUAGUCAAUCAGUCUCUAUUUCAAACAAGGCACCAACAUUUCUUUCCUUUAAAGACUUUGUCUAAGUCUCCUCAGGUUAAAAACCAGGCUUAAAGCAAGGCUUAGCUUUCUAUUUGUUGUUUUCUUAUUUCAAUCUCAUUUAUUAUUAAGUGCUUUAUAGGUAAUUUAAGGUUAUCAACGGGAUAUCUUAAGCCACCAGAUGGCGGUAAAAAUGAUAAGUCUUUAAACUGUAAAAGAAAAAAUUUUCUUUGCGAGAUAGUACGUUAAAUUUUCAGUACUUUUUUUACACCAAAAAGUUAGAACUAAUUCUAGCUAUUUUUCAAAUUUAUUUAUUUUUGGUAUGCCUCCACUUUUGUAAACAAUUAUUCAGUAUAGAGCUAUCUAGUUUGCAAUCAAUAACAUAGAAAAGUUAUAUUAGUUGCACUCUGUUUACAAUGGAGUUGAGACAUAUAUUUAUAUGAAAUGUCUGAAAUAUAUCGCUUUUAGCUAUUUAUCAAUGUACGUAGUGUUAGAUUAGCGAUUGUUUUCAGUACAUUUUUGAACAAAAAAAUAACGCGACAUAAAUGUCGGUGCCUUGAGAAUGUCAAAUAAAUCACUACUAAAUAUUUCAGUUGUAGACACCAAAAAUUUUCUUUUCUGUUUUUACUCCAAAAAUUUAUAUAUUUUUUUCUAUUAUCACACAAAAAAAGUAACAAAUUUUUCAUGGAUUUGUAGAUAAAACUUGAAAUGUUUUAUCAAUAAAAAAAAAUCAAACGUAAAGUCUUUAUUGAAGGAUCAAACCACAGACAGAAAUUGAAAAAGAAUGAUCAUUACAUAUUUGAUAUAUAAAUUACUAUUUUAUUAUAUCUGAUUGUUUAGAAAAAAAAGCUUACAUUUACAAGCAUUCAUUGAAAAAUAUUAUUACUUUUCACUGAAAAAUGCCAUAGACAAACAUUGCUCAAGAACACUGCAAUUAUAGAACAAAAAGUGUAAUUAUUGUUAUUGAAGAGUUAGAAUGUUCAAAAAAGUUAGCCUUUUAGCACAAGCUAUUAGAGCAUUUAAGCAGAACAGCUAACCACUUUGGAAAUUCCAGUGGCUUGUUUUACAAAACGUAUAAUGGAAUGGGGGCUUGAAAUAAAGGGUUACUAACAGUUCAAAGGGAAAAUGCUUAUUAUUUCAGCAGUGUUUCUCUGUGGCCGCAUUUUAUUCUUAGCACGUUUUAGCUCUUUUUCAAUUUUGUACUAAAUUAACGCAGAUCUCUGCAUGUUGGAUUGUACCACUAAUCGCUGUCGUGUAUGGCGUCUUAUUCGCCGUUGUCUGCCAAACGGUUUCCUCUUGAUCUCUCUACUGCACGCUUAGUUAGUUUUUUUAUUAUAUUUCAAAAACUAAACAAACAAUUUUGUGUUUACGUAAAUAAUUUCAGCUCUCGCACUUAAGCUUCCUUCCGAUCAUAUUCGUUGUCUUCGCAAUUUUGACAGCUUUUCAGAAUAAGCUGGCAUCACUCACAGCAACCAACGAACCAGGAUCUUGAACAGUGAACUAAUUUCUCAGGACUGUUUUUGCAUAUAAUGUAUUUAUAAUAUGUUAUAAUCUGAACUGAUUUAUUAUAGCAGCGAGAGUUUGUUGCACGCGUGUUGUAGGUUGAGAUAAUUGUACAAUUAUUAGUUAAAAUAUUAGAAAUCUGUAAAUGUUAUUUUGUAUAGAAAUAAAUACAUCUGUAUUUUUUUGAACAGA
This is a messenger RNA of Dimorphilus gyrociliatus, 5451 nucleotides long. The record is from the annotation of a GenBank genome assembly. NCBI's taxonomy places the organism in Eukaryota, Metazoa, Annelida, Polychaeta, Dinophilidae.